AGACAAACUGAACACACACUGAGAAGAGCAACCUCACCUCUCUGGCAUCCUCAUCAGGUCAUAUUGCAGUUGUGAAAAUUUUUGGAUCAAGUCCAGUUGUAAAGAUGCGUGCAUUGUUCCUUGUGGUCCUGUAUGCUGGACUGUGCUAUGCCAGUCCCGUCACCGACCAAGAAAACAUAGAGACUCUGAUGGAUAAUGUUCUGGUCCUGAGAGUUCCUCAUGAUAAGGCCACCCUGGUGAAUGUUCCUCUGAGCUGUGGAGAAGCCUAUAGAAACCAGCCUGUGGUUUGGAAGAAAGAUGGCGAGGAGAUUGAGCCACCUCUGAAGGGGAACCAGGUCAACGUCCUAGUGGAGGAGAUGGAUGGAGGAAACUACACUUGUCACCUCGGUCCAGAUGGAGAAUACCUCAACCACACUGUGAUCUUUAUCCAACUAGACCCAGACAACAGGACUGUCAUACUGGAAGAACAAUCCACUGAAAAGGGUCACAUUCACUGUUCAGCACCUAACUAUAACGGCUCCUUCCACUGCUCCUGGAAGAGGUCUCGUGUCAGAUCCAGCGCCCCUGUGCUCCUGGUGAAGGCAGAACGUAAUUUGGAAAAUAUUCCCUGUGAGCUGAAUUCUGAUGGAUCAGGGAUUCAGUGCCAGGAAGCCAACUGCCCAUACAAAGAGGAACAGCACCGCAUCUUCGUCACCGUCUACAUAUACAGCGCUUCUCUUCUCGAGGCCUACACAAGGGCUUUCUACCUGAGAGACAUUGCGAGGCCGGAUGCACUCCUUAACAUCCGCAACAGUAAUGGGAAGGUGUUCAGCUGGAGCUACCCCGACUCCUGGGAGAAGCCCUGCUCCUACUUUGUUCUGCAGUUCCAGGUCAAGGUGGUCCAAAAAGGAAGGUCCUGUGACGGCGAACAUCACAUAAUGCUACACACCACUGAGGAAACAAAGUAUGAGGUCAAUCUCAAACUCCAAAAGUAUGUUUUCUGUGUGCGAGCUCAGGACAAAAUUACCCUAGGGCCAUUUAACCACUGGAACUUCUGCACAGUGAAUAAACACGAGGUGGUCUGCUAGGUUCCUUCACUAGACUGCUGCCAUAAAGGAUGGAAGAGCACAAGGAUGCAAGAAAUAAUUUUUCCAACUAGUAUUUUUUUAUCACAUUUAUUAAUGCAAUGCACAAAAAUCGGUGCUUUAGGGGUGAAUGUAUACCUGUACAGUAUUUAUUAUUCACUAGUUUAAGUUGUCUCUAUGGAAUAUCUUGUUAAAAUGAUUAUUUGUAAUAUGAUUUAUAUUAAUUAUUCAUUCCUUUGUUCCCUUUGAGAAUGUUAUUCACAACUAUCCUUUGCAGAAUUGUUGCUAAAACGUUUAUUAACAUUGACCAAUAAAUUGAUGAACAU
Molecule: messenger RNA, 1390 nt
Organism: Anoplopoma fimbria (sablefish)
Lineage: Eukaryota; Metazoa; Chordata; Actinopteri; Perciformes; Anoplopomatidae
Gene: il12bb
Product: interleukin 12B, b
Exons: 9
Coding region: 105-1067 (320 amino acids)
Molecular function (GO): protein binding
Source: RefSeq, a predicted model, not a curated record